GACUGUCGGAGCAUAAUGGUGGCUUUUAAAGGGAUCUGGACCAAAGACUUCUGGAGGGCUGUGUCUGGAGAAUAUUUGGCCACCCUCCUCUUUGUCCUUCUCGGCCUGGGCUCCACUAUCAACUGGCCUGCAGGGGAGGAGAAGUCUCCCCCAGCUGACCUGGUCCUCAUCUCUCUGUGCUUUGGCCUCAGCAUUGCCACUAUGGUGCAGUGUUUUGGUCACAUCAGUGGUGGACACAUCAACCCAGCUGUUACUGCAGCUAUGGUUGUAACUAGAAAACUGAGCCUGGCAAAGGCUGUGUUCUAUGUGGUGGCUCAGUGCCUGGGAGCUAUUACCGGAGCUGGGAUUCUCCACUUAGUCACACCUGCUGCUGUUAGAGGAUCCCUUGGAGUAACCACGGUGAACUCUAACAUCUCAGUGGGACAUGCCCUUGUUGUGGAGCUCCUCAUCACAUUUGAACUGGUCCUUACUGUUUUUGCAACCUGUGAUCCCAAACGUACAGACCUAGGUGGCUCUGCAAGCCUGGCCAUUGGCUUUGCUGUGGCUAUAGGUCAUUUAUUUGCAAUUCCUUACACAGGAGCCAGCAUGAACCCAGCUCGUUCCUUUGGACCUGCCAUGGUCACACUUAACUUUGAGAACCACUGGGUAUACUGGCUCGGUCCCAUCCUGGGAGGCAUCUUGGCUGCAGGUUUGUAUGAGUACCUGUACUGCCCUGACCCUGAGAUAAAGAAGGGACUAAAACGAGUCUUUAAAAAAGACCAAUCAGGGAAAUACAAGGAGGUGGACACUGAGGACCUCGCCAUCAAGCCAGGUUCAUUCCAUAGCAUCAAUCUAGAGAAAGCUGAGAAAAAGGAUCAUUUCCAGGACUCGACAGGAGAAGUGCUGUCCUCUGUAUGA
Molecule: messenger RNA, 897 nt
Organism: Melanotaenia boesemani (Boeseman's rainbowfish)
Lineage: Eukaryota; Metazoa; Chordata; Actinopteri; Atheriniformes; Melanotaeniidae
Gene: aqp4
Product: aquaporin 4
Exons: 4
Coding region: 16-897 (293 amino acids)
Biological process (GO): transmembrane transport
Cellular component (GO): plasma membrane; basolateral plasma membrane
Molecular function (GO): water channel activity
Source: RefSeq, a predicted model, not a curated record